GCCAGUGUUUAGAUAAACGUAAUCGCUGCCACCUAUCCUGUCCCGUCCCGUAGCACUGGUCAUUAUACUUCUGACGCUGAGUGAAGUGAGUCAAGUGUUUAUUGUUUUUGUGCGGUUUUUUCGUCGGGCGUAAUAUCGUGCAACAAUGAGCCGUAAACGUAAGUUGCAGAAGGAAGAGUUUGAGAAGUUGAGGAAGCUGGAACGUUCAAUGAAGUUGGACUCUUCUAGUCUUGCUCUUCAUGAUCCUCGUCCGAAGCCAAGAAAGAGGUGAAUGUU
Acanthoscelides obtectus is the source of this 276-nucleotide messenger RNA. NCBI's taxonomy places the organism in Eukaryota, Metazoa, Arthropoda, Insecta, Coleoptera, Chrysomelidae. The record is from the annotation of a GenBank genome assembly.